Molecule: messenger RNA, 1989 nt
Organism: Orbilia oligospora ATCC 24927
Lineage: Eukaryota; Fungi; Ascomycota; Orbiliomycetes; Orbiliales; Orbiliaceae
Exons: 4
Coding region: 1-1989 (662 amino acids)
Biological process (GO): positive regulation of transcription by RNA polymerase II
Cellular component (GO): nucleus
Molecular function (GO): transcription cis-regulatory region binding; zinc ion binding; DNA-binding transcription factor activity, RNA polymerase II-specific
Source: RefSeq, a predicted model, not a curated record
AUGCCGGAAACCGUUGCAUGCCGCCCGUUAUUUACACAACCAGCCCAACCUGGUUCUCGAUUCCACGCGCUUCCGAGUUAUUCAACAAUCGCCUACGAUCAAGAAUCCUUUACCAUGGACCAUAUAAAUUCGAGUUCUGGACAAAGGUGGCAGAAAUCUGAAAUGAGACUGGAUCUCGGCGGAGCCAAUGAGCAUAUCAAACACCGUCGAACAAGAUCGGGUUGUUUCACCUGUCGCGCUCGCCGUGUAAAGUGUGAUGAAGCAAGACCAAUUUGCGAACGCUGCUCAAAGGGUGGUCGAAAAUGCACUUUCCCAGAUACAUCGAUACCGAAGAGCACCAGAGGCAAAAGGAAACAGUCAAGCACCUCCAACUCUGCUCAAGUGCCAGAAAAGAGUCCGUCUCCCGAGGAUCCAGAGUCAGACACCUAUUUUUCCGAUAUUCAACCAGCAGACAUCCGUUUUCUAAGUGCGUACCCUUUGGAUUCCACAAAUCUUGCUCGAUCAGCCCCCGGUUCAACUCGGUCACAAAGAAGCCUAAGUCCUAUUGGCAUAGUAUACGAUGGGGAGAGUUAUUCGGAGCCCCGCUAUCCACUGUAUACCCAUGAUUCCCGUUCCGAUUUAAUGAUUUCCGAUUUACCCAUUGAAAGACCGCUGGCGCAAUUAGCCCAAACCGAAUUCCCCCCCAACAAAUUCGACAUAGAUUUUUGGCUCCAAUAUCAUCGCCAAAAUAUCAAUUUCCGCCAUUACUUACUCAAAAGUGACUCCUCUGAGUUUUUCAACAACGUAUUGUUGUCAUACGCAUCGCAGAACAAUGCACUCCUUUACUCGGUUGUCGCUUUCUCUGCACUCCACUAUUUUAUCAACGAAGCACGCAUUACAGGAACAGAUCAGACAUCAUCGGCAGAAAUAUUUUUUGGGCUACAUGACAGAGCGAUUGUUUCCCUUCGGGAAUCAUUCCAAGAAAACCUGCCACCAGACGUAUUUACACUCCUUACAGUCCUUCAACUAGCGACCCUCGAAGAAUACCUUGGAGAUUGGGCAAAUUUGAUUGAACACCGCAAGGGAGCAUACAUGAUUCUGGAAUCUCUAUUUUCGCCGCAGUCGAUCCUUGACACAUCGGAGGGGUAUCCUAUUUUCUCAUGGUUCACCCGAAUAGACCUCAGUGUCUCUAUGAUUGCUGGGCUUUCUACAAUACUCGAUAUCGAAUGGUAUGACGCAGCGUAUGAUUCAUGCCGGACCCAGCUUGCUCAACAUCCUGACAACCUCUAUUGGUUGGCACUAAGCGCCGAGUCAUCUUGCCGCCGAAUUACUAUGCAAGUCGUAAAUAUCCUGCACGCGCGGUUCAGCGGAAUUUGCGACUAUGAGUCUUACGAACAAGUAUUGGUUGCCGCCUUGAAGGAUAUAGAGUCAUUUUGGAACCAGUUCUCCGACCUAGGACGUAGUCUCCAGCCGAGUUCUCCUACAAUUCAAGCCCAGAUUAGUUACAUAUUUGCAGAAAUACAUGCUAUUGGAAUGCUCAUACACCACCAGCGCAGUGUACUGUAUGGUUUUGACGAAGAAUAUAUGGCUGGGCAAUGCGCCGCAAUCUGCGAUCUUGUAGCGGCGGCAAUGGCCCCUCGCAAAUCAGAUAGCCCGGAGGUGUCACUAUUACCUUUCCAACUAACCCUCGGAAUGGCGGCGGCGUUCAAUACUGUAGAGAAUUUAAGAUUGUUCCUCCGAGCACGGUUCCAUGAUAUAGAGCUGCUAGGGUUUUUAUACCCAAUCCCGUUUCGGACAUUUCUAUCGAAACUUUGGGAAGAUGAAACGGUUCGGAUGGAGUGGGUACCUGGAACGAGCAACAAUCAAGAUAAAUUACGGCCGUUGACGAAUAUUCUGUGUGCGAUUAAGGCACUGGCGGAGGAUAGAGACGAGGAAAUGGGUUCAACAAAUAACGCGCAGAGCGCACAGUUGAUGCGAAAUCUCUUUUCUUUUGCUGAUCUUCAGAUCUGA